Molecule: messenger RNA, 4639 nt
Organism: Notolabrus celidotus (New Zealand spotty)
Lineage: Eukaryota; Metazoa; Chordata; Actinopteri; Labriformes; Labridae
Product: protein piccolo
Exons: 35
Coding region: 150-3977 (1275 amino acids)
Biological process (GO): lipid transport; lipoprotein metabolic process
Cellular component (GO): extracellular region; membrane
Molecular function (GO): lipid binding
Source: RefSeq, a predicted model, not a curated record
GGUGCAUCAAACUUUGGGUUAAUUACUGACGUUAGACCUGUCAAUUCUGCGGACCUACAGACGCGUUACACCGCUACAGAGUUUCUCACAGACUUUACAGAGGAGGAAUAUUCUGACUUUAAUCCUUUAAAAAACAAGUGUUUGAGACAAUGAGAGGAGAUACGACCACGGAGAAAGAAGAGGGGGCAGACACCGGAGAAGAUGCAUCAGCAGCAGCAGAUAAUGCAUCAGGGGAAAGACGACCUAGUGUCGUGAAGCUACAACAAAUGCUAAAGAAAGUCUCCAACAGCCCUUUCCAGAAUCAGUACAAAACUCUUAUUUCAUCAUCCUCUGACUCCCCUGCGUCAUCUGUGAACGAGUCCGUCAACAAACAGGAUGGUGCAUUCCUGAGUGAUCUUUCAGCAACUGCUGCAGACAUGACGAAUGAUCAAAAGCUGCACCUUGCACAGAAUGGAGUAAAAGGAGGUUCGGCCAGAGACAGCCCCUUCUAUACAUAUUAUUUGGAAUCAGGCACCAAAGGUCAUUUGAAGGAGGACACAGGGAGAACUUCAGAAGAACUCAACUUUAAUGCCAUGUUAGUCCUUCCACCUGAAUUCCAGAGUUCCCCUCUGGAGAACCAAACUCAAAGUAAAACCGUGGAGAAUGGAGCCCAAUCUUUGGAACUUCAAAAGGCCCAACCUGCAUCAACCAACGGCCAUUUUCAUGAUUUCACACUGAACUCACCAGACUUAUUCAAACCAGCAUCUGCUCAAACUGGAUCCGCCUUGCAGUCAAAAAGCUCUGACUGGUUUAAAAAUGAAGGGGAAAACCUUCAGGCUGCUAAAGGAUAUGCCGUAAUCCAAUCGACCCAGCCCACGAUGGGAAACCAGCAAGUUGAUUUGUUUCAACCAGCUCCAACCAACACUGGGGAACCCCAGGGGAACAAUUUGAAAAGGUCCUACAUGAAAGAUAGGCAUGGGUUUUUACCUUUAUCCGCAUUUGAAGUUGACCCAUUUCCAAGCCCGAUUACGAAUAAUUUAUUCCAAGACACGUCCGGUUUCGAUGACCCUUUUGGCACAACUCCCUCAAAACAAUAUGACCCUUUCCAAGACGUAUCUAAUAGUACUCCAGACAUCUUCAAACCACUUCCCUCAAAGACGAACAGUAGGGAUGGUUUGAUGGAACCACAGAUGGAGAUGCUGUCAUCACCAGAUCUCUUCAAGGCCUCGCCAUCGAAUCCAGCCAUGGAUUCCAGCUCUUCUGACAGGCCACAGGACAUCGUCUUGAUCACUCCUGGGGGAACUAAGCACGAUAUUCUUCAGCCGUCUCCCUUCAGUCGGGCCAGGAAUCUAUCCAUGACACCCAGCCAAUCACAAGCUAACAUGGCUCAUGUGCAGACGUUCAAACGUCCACCAAAACCGCUUCCUCGAAGCCGAACACACAAGGGCGAAAAGCCACCCAGGCCAGAAAAGCCGCCAAUACCAGAAAAGCCACCUACACCAACGAAGCCACCCACACCAACAAAUCUUACUGAGCCUGAACCACCUGUGCCAAAAUCGUCUCCGAAACUGUCCUUCAGAGGACUCCCAAAACCUGUUAUUCAGCGCAAACCAAAAACUCUGGAAAGUAAACCGAUAGAACCUGACAACUUCUUUGAGGACGUCCUGCUUAUUGGACAGGAAAAGUGUGUUGAAGACUGGCCUGAAGACAGCCCUGAGCUCGCCCCUGACUUUAAGCCAUCUGGAACACUGAGACUACGGCGAGAAUCAUAUAAAAUGAAGGGGGAAUCUGAUGGAGGAAGUGGCGACGAUCAGAACGGAACAAGCUUUCAGGAGAAGAAAAAAAACAUAAAACACAGAAUGUCACUGCUGUCCAGGAGAGGGUCAAAGGAAAAGUAUUCUGAUGACACUAAAGAAGGCAAGAGCAGGACACUACCCAGUUCACGGAAAUCAUCUAAGGAUUACUUUUCAGAGUACAACAUGUCAGAAGGAGAGAACGACGAAGAGGAACAGAAUUGGGUGGACUACAAAAAGAAACAGAUGAAGACCAAAGUCAAUCAUCUGCUUAGACGUGCAUCUACUAAUUCCUCUGUGCCUAACGUAAAGCAGAUGAAUGGAUUUGUACCCCAGGAAUCAAAGCAGGAUGAAAAGAAAGGUGUCAGCAAGAAAAACUCCAUCAUACGCAGAUGGUCAGAGGGGACGGCUUUGAAUGGCAGCACUGGUGAGGAAGAGGAGGGCGGAGGGGAAGCCCAGCAUGAAGAGAAGAAGAAAAAGAAGAUGAAGAUCAAGUUCGUGCCUCACAGAGGAUAUGCUAUCACCGUCGGAAAGGGUGACGAACUGAAGGGAGCGCAUGGACACACAUCUCGCAAAAGCUCAAAGGACAAAUCACAAGAUGAGGUUCUGGGUGCGUACGGAUACACACCUCGUAAAAAGUCCCAGGGUGAUGCUUUUGAGGAUGUAGAGGACCUGAAAAGCCAAAGUCUCCAAUCGACUUGCAAGGCUGAUUACAUGGAAGAUGAAGAAUUACAGAGAGCGCUCCAAUUGUCUGCAGAGCUCAGUGGAGAUGUAGACCCAUACGGAAUGGAAGACACCAAACCUCAGAAGAAAUCAAUGAAGAUGAAACUUCUGCAUGUGGGCCGUCGGAGCUCCAAAGAGGACAUGCUUAAUGAAGACACUCCUCAGAAAAUGAAGAGCAGCUGCUCAGCAGAAGAGUUGGACGAUGAAGAGCUGAACUGGAUGGAGAAACCGAAAAAGUCCAAACAGAAGGCCCCGAAACCCGCCCCACGCAAAUCAAAGGCCACAAACGGACAGAUUGAACUGACUGGAUUCAGUCAGCACCUGCCUCAACAAGAAGCUGAAGAUGUCUUUCCUGACAAUGACUUUAAUCAAGCAGGACAUGAAUUCCUUAGUCCUGAAGACAUGUACCCCAGCGACGAAGACGAACCAGACACCAGCAAACCGAAGAAGUCAUCCAAAUUUAAAGGCUUCAAGAAAAACAAAACGAAGAGCAAAGCUACGAAUCAGGAGUAUGAGGAUCCACCAGGAGCUACUUCUGGGGACUACCUAUCAGAGGCAGCUAAGGCGGAGUGGCUGGCUGCUCAGAUGGACGAGCAGGCUGCAGCAGAUCUGGAGGAUGAGGACGAGGAAGGGGACACCGACAGUUUGAUGGAGUGGUGGAACACUGUGGAGCAAUGGGAUGAGGUGCCAUCAGAUGAAGAGGACCAAAUCUUAAUGGAGGACGAGUCCAAGUCAUUCAGCAUCUUGGCAGAAAAAGUUAACCGCGGCCUGCGAGUCUACAACAAAGUCUUCACAGAGCGAGCCGAGGUCCUCUGGCAGUCCAUCAUCAGGCUGCACGCCAUCGCCGACGACAUCAGCGCUUUCCAUCACAAGGCAAAGAUCGCGGGGAUCACCGGCGGCACCACGACGGCUGUGGGCGGUGUAGCAGCCAUCGCCGGUUUGGCUCUGGCACCUGUAACUUUGGGGGCCUCUCUUCUGAUAACUGCUGUCGGCGUUGGAGUGGCGACAGCUGGGGGAAUCGCUUCGGCUUCGGCUGCUAUCUCGGAUAACGUCAACAACAUGCACGACCGCAAGAAAGUGGAGACAGUGCUGGAGGAGUACGAGACUCACCUGCAAGACAUCGGAAGGAUCCUCCACUUCGUCAACCAGGCCGUGUACAAACUCCGCGGCCAUCCUUUCCUCAGGUCGGGCACCCAGCACUACUCAAAGGACUGGGAGAUCCGCAAAGCCGUCCAGGUAAUAAGCCUAGUGGACUCGCCCAUCAUGCGAGCGACGGAGAUCACAGACGCGGCUAUCAAUGCGGUCCAGGGACUCUUUGGAGGCAUGGACAAUUACUUCGUCAAGGACUCCAGAGAGCUGAAGAAGGGAUGCAAGAAGGAGGUGGUGUCUCAGAUCAAGGAGGUGGCGAAUGUGCUUAAUGAUGGGAUAGUGGAGCUGAAUGCAAUCAGAGAGGAGCUGCAGGAUGCUACUGGGAAUUUAUGAGAAGCAUCCUGCGUGGUGACACUUUAAACAAUCACAGAUCAAUAACCCCCUCUACUGGCGGUAUGAGGGAAGUGUACUUCAACUCAACUUCUUGCUCACUGUUGUUGGAUAUGUACUAUUUUGUAAGAUGUUUACCAAACACAGGUUACUGGGCAAUACAACACAUUAAUGGACACUUAGUUUUGCACCAUAGGGACUAUUUUCUGGGUAAGGGUUUAACAAUGUAGGCUUGUCUUCACAGGUGGCUUAGUUUGAACUUUGAACCCACUGACACUUUAAUAGAAACACCUUACAAUAUAAUGCAAUCAAAUUGGGCAUUACUGCAAUUUUAUUAUCAAGUUGUUUCACAUUUUUUUGCACUUUAUUGCAAAAAACAAGUAUAUAAAAUCACUAUAUCUGUUGUAAGUAUAUUCAAACAAUGUUAUACAGCACUAUUUAAGAAUUUAAGACUUAACUGGAGAGGUGGAAACUCAAAGUGAACAAAGUAUGUGUCAAAAUAUUUAGUUUGGCCUCAGGACCACUUUUGUAAAUAGUCACUUCUGCUCACAUGACCUUAUAAGCAUAUCCUGUUUUAAGUGAUUUCUCCCCAGAGACUACACUGCAAAUGAGGAUGUUCACAAAAUUCAUUCAUACAAAUAAAAAAAUGCUUUAUGAAAAGAAAA